Molecule: messenger RNA, 1991 nt
Organism: Aplosporella prunicola CBS 121167
Lineage: Eukaryota; Fungi; Ascomycota; Dothideomycetes; Botryosphaeriales; Aplosporellaceae
Exons: 1
Coding region: 353-1594 (413 amino acids)
Molecular function (GO): aminopeptidase activity
Source: RefSeq, a predicted model, not a curated record
GCAUGCAAGAUAACCCGUACGCAUCGACAGAGCAGUCUACCAACCCACAAGCUCCAAUCGACUUUGCGUAGCAGGAUCGCAUCAUGCGCUGCGGUAAAGGGCGGUGACCUAGAUAGGCACCCCGCAUCCGAAUCGAGUUUGGACUGCGCCGGCACUUGCCCGAUCAGGAAGGUCGUAACAGCUCGCAAGCGAGUCAUUGACCUCGACUACUUAUAAAAACUCGCUUGAUAGGGAGACCGGGCUGGCUGGGAUAAUGUUGGGCGGUUGUGCUACUGCUGUGGUAGUUUAUAUAUAAUAGGUUUGCGCCUUGAUAUCUUUUUAUUCUUCUCCAAACUCCUCAAUUCCGCCCCCAAUGUCGUCUCAACCCCAGUCCCAACCUGUAUCCCGGCAGCGCAUCCGCGCCCUCUUGCCAACUCUACAUCUAGGCCGUUACGCCACAGGCCCAAACAACACGCUCACCGACGUCGCAGGCGUGCUAUGCCACACGCAAUCGCAGAUCCUGCCCGCUAGCAGCACGCACGGCGAAGUGCGCACGGGAGUAACGACGAUCCUGCCGCGCGCCGACUUCUUCUCGCACGCCUGCUACGCCGGCAUCUUCCGGCUCAACGGAUCCGGCGAGCUGACGGGCUCGCACUGGAUCGAGGAAACGGGGCUGCUGCACUCGCCCAUUGUGCUCACGAACUCGUUCGCCGUCGGCGCCGCCUACCAGGGCAUCUACGAGUACUGCAUCCCGCGGCACCGCGACGCCGCCGGCGCCGUCGACUGGUUCAUGCUGCCCGUCGUGGGCGAGACGUUCGAUGGCUUCCUGAACGACAUUGCUGCGCUGAGCAUCAAGCCUGAGCACAUCGUGCAGGGCAUCGAGAGCGUGAGCGCUGACCCCGUCCCCGAGGGUAACACCGGCGGCGGCACCGGCAUGCUGUGUCAUGGCCACAAAGGCGGCACCGGCAGCGCCAGCCGCGUCGUCCCAACCGACGUCGAACUGUCCGUCGACAAAGACACGACGGAAUACACCGUCGGCGUGCUCGUACAAGCGAACUACGGCCGCCUGCGCGACCUGCGCAUCGCCGGCGCGCCCAUCGGACGGCUGCUCGAAGCAGAGGCGCAGCAAGCGGCAGCGGCGCAGCCGGACGACGCGGCCGCUGCCGCGCGCGUGCAGGCUAUGGCGGAGAUCGAGAAGGCCAAGGACAAGAAAGACGGCAGCAUCAUCAUCGUCAUCGCGACGGACGCGCCGUUGCACCCGUUGCAGCUGCAGCGGCUGGCCAAGCGCGCGGCGCUGGGCAUAGCGCGCGUGGGCAGCUACGCGCACAAUCCCUCCGGCGACGUCUUUUUGGCGUUUAGUACGGCGGCGGAGGUGCCGGUGCAGACGGUCACGGCGGGGGGGCGCGACGUCGAUCCGUUCAAGCCACGGGCGCUGCAGGUCCGCGUCGUGGAUGAUCAGACGGUUAAUGCGCUGUUUGAGGCCACGGUGGAUGCGGUUGAGGAGGCUGUCUUGAAUGCGUUGUGUAUGGCGGAGACGAUGGUGGGGGCGGGGGGGAGGAGGGUUGAGGCGUUGCCGUUGGAGAGGGUGAGGGAGUUGAUGGAGAGGUUUUUGUAGGUCAGGUUGCUUGGAUGUUGGAAAACGAUAAUGUUAUUUUCCCAGCCAUUCAGCGCUAUACAAAUACCAGCAAACUCCGACUCCAAACAGCAUUCUCACUUUCCGGUGAUCCAACGCCGUAUAGCAGCAAACGCCGACAUAGAUUCUUGAGUUCCUUCUUUCCGUUCGACGGUUAUACUGCCCUGACUUGUUUGUCCCUGCUUCGGAUCUUUCCUUUCCUCGAGUUUUUCCAACACAAAGGCUAGUAAAUCGCUUGCUUUCCGGAUGAAAUAUGUAUAUUCGGAUUGAGGGCGUACUCCAUGGCUGAUGGCAGCCCUUUAUCACGAUGAGGAAUGUAACCCACCAAAAAUGUGAUAUAAAUCAGCUGCAAUACCACAAGAGAGAGAAAAUCCGGACU